Molecule: messenger RNA, 2318 nt
Organism: Electrophorus electricus (electric eel)
Lineage: Eukaryota; Metazoa; Chordata; Actinopteri; Gymnotiformes; Gymnotidae
Gene: aldocb
Product: aldolase C, fructose-bisphosphate, b
Biological process (GO): glycolytic process
Molecular function (GO): fructose-bisphosphate aldolase activity
Source: RefSeq, a predicted model, not a curated record
UGUAAGCAGUCACGUUGUGUUGCAGUAUUAGAAGGAGCGUCUUCCCACAGCUUCGCAUCUUCCCCAUCACAUUCUGACGACUGUCUUCAGGAUUUCAUUUACCAACCAAUUUCUCAAGGUGGGUUUUGAGCAGUAGCCAUCAUGACACACCAGUACCCAGCCCUCACCACCGAGCAGAAGAAGGAGCUACAGGAGAUUGCCCAGCGCAUCGUGGCCCCCGGCAAGGGCAUCCUCGCUGCAGAUGAAUCCACAGGCAGCAUGGCCAAGCGGCUGAACCCUAUUGGGGUGGAGAACACGGAGGAGAACCGCCGCCUGUACCGCCAGCUCCUCUUCACGGCUGACGAGCGCAUCAACAGCUGCAUUGGUGGAGUGAUCUUCUUCCACGAGACUCUCUACCAGAGCACAGAUGAUGGCACGCCCUUCGUCAAGUUGAUCAAGGACAAGGGCAUCGUUGUAGGCAUCAAGGUGGACAAAGGUGUCGUCCCUCUUGCAGGAACCAAUGGAGAGACCACAACACAGGGACUCGAUGGCCUUUCAGAACGUUGUGCCCAGUACAAGAAGGAUGGUGCUGACUUUGCUAAGUGGCGCUGUGUUCUGAAGAUCAGCGAGACCACACCCUCAGCGCUGGCAAUCAUGGAGAAUGCCAAUGUCCUGGCUCGCUAUGCCAGCAUUUGCCAGCAGAAUGGCAUUGUGCCCAUCGUGGAGCCAGAAAUCCUUCCUGAUGGUGAUCAUGAUCUUAAACGCUGCCAGUACGUCACAGAGAAGGUCCUCGCUGCUUGCUACAAGGCUCUGUCUGACCACCACGUCUAUCUGGAGGGAACCCUGCUCAAGCCCAACAUGGUGACAGCAGGACACUCCUGCCCCACCAAAUACGGCUGUGGUGAAAUUGGCAUGGCAACAGUCACUGCCCUACGUCGCACCGUUCCUCCUGCAGUCACAGGUGUGACCUUCCUGUCCGGAGGACAAAGUGAGGAGGAGGCAUCCAUCAACCUGAACGCCAUCAACACCUGCCCCCUGAUCAAGCCCUGGGCACUCACCUUCUCCUACGGUCGUGCCCUGCAGGCCUCUGCCCUCAAUGCCUGGCGUGGCGCCAAGGACAACGAGAAGAGUGCCACUGAGGAGUUCAUUAAGCGUGCCCAGGCUAAUGGCCUUGCCGCCCAGGGCAAGUACAUGUCCAGUGGAACUGGUGGCGCUGCAGCGCAGUCCCUGUAUGUGGCAAACCACGCCUACUGAGCGUCUCAUUGCCUGCCUGCUCCAACUUCUGCUGACCAAUAGUAUCUUUCACCACUGCUACCCUUCAUGUCACCAACCAGUCACAGGCCUGUGCUGUCACCUGUAUUUUAGGGUUGUUCAUGUCUUCUAGGCCAUCUAUUUAAACCAGUGAAAAUGAGAAAGGGAAGAUUGGAGAGCAGAGAAUGGAUAUUUAAAAGGGCAUUUUAUGAAAUAUGGGAUAUUCUAAAUAAAAUCUAGAAUGUGUUAUAUAACAGCUGGUAACAGAAGUGGUCAUAGUGCUAUAUUUAAUAAGAAAUAGUAUUGCCAUCUUGGCUAAAUAAACUGAAACUCUAGUGUUUUUUUCCCCUUAUGUGUUUUUGUUUGUUUUUUUGGCUCAGGUGUUCACUUCCAGUGCUCUUCGCUCAGAUUCCUUAGCAGUUGAGUUAGACGGUUAAGUUCCACACAUUCCUGUUAAGUGCAGCCCAUGUCCUGCACUUCUGUCAGCAUGCAGCGUGGUCUCAUCUGUCCAUGCUGUAUGGAUAUUUUUUGUUUUCGUAAGCCUUGCCUGAAGAUGAGUGUGCAGUGAUGCUAAGCAGGAGCAAAACAGUUUUCAACGAGAGAGAGAGAGAUGUGGAGGGAGUAUUGUGUAUAGAUCACUACUCCUGGAGGAUGAGAAACAGUUUCAACAGCCUCACAACAGUUUCAACAAACAAUCCACUAACACUGAGGAAUGUUAUUUAGUGUGCAGUUCUCAUCUGCUGUAGUGAUGGGUGUUUUGGAUUAUGUGUCUACUGUUUUGUUAACAGAAUACUAACUAUAUUGGUUUGAAAGACAUGGACAAUUAUGAAAGUUUUAUGUGCUCCUUUGUGUAGUAAGCUUUAGUGUUCUACGUUCCUUCUUGCCUGCCUUUUCCAUCUUAGUGGCACAGUGAGAUCUGAGAGUGAGAUCUGUUGGGCAAAAAAUUGUUGGGAGUGGACCAAACUUUGGAGCUUGGGGGAGGGGACAGACACUGCUAAGUUGGGUAAACUGUGUUGCUGUUGUGUUAUCAUUCUUUAAGCAAUUGUUGUGUCGAAUAGAGAAACUAAAAUAAAAAUAUUUAAAUCCCA